This is a messenger RNA of Anoplophora glabripennis (Asian longhorned beetle), 933 nucleotides long. RefSeq lists its product as uncharacterized. The record is from RefSeq and is a predicted model, not a curated record. The transcript has 4 exons. Lineage: Eukaryota; Metazoa; Arthropoda; Insecta; Coleoptera; Cerambycidae. Bases 48 to 851 code for a protein of 267 amino acids.
CCAGUUUCUUAGCCCCGUAAGAUCUCUAAUCUGUGAUAACUCCCAACAUGUUCAAGUUUUUCGUCAUUGCUGCAUGCGCCAUUUCUUGGGCCUCCGCUGGCGUCAAGCAAAGCGUAGUUCUUGAACCCCAACAGCAGGCCAGUCACGGUAUUGAAUCGAUCCAGGGCUAUGAAGACGGCGGGUACGGCGGAGAGUAUGACGGACACGACAUCGGUUCCGACGGAGGACACAGCAGCGGUGCCGAACUGACCAGUCUCGCUCAUAGCUCCGCCCAGCAGGCUAAGAACGCCGUCCAGAACCAGCAGACCGCAGGAUCCCAGGCAGCUUUCGGUAUCUCCAGCAGCUUCGCCAGCGCCGCCUUGGGGGCCGCUCAAACCGCCCAAGCAGCCCUCGUAGGCAAGCAAGCCAUCGUCCAGAACCUCAGGAGGCAGUUGCAGGAAGCCCAGCGUCUACUCCAAGGCGAAAUCCACCAGUACCAACAUUCCGAAGCCUCCGCACUCGCCGCCGCUCAGGCUUCCCAACAAGCCCAGACCCAGCUCAGCACCCUCACUGCAGCCUUAGCCGCAGUGCAAGGUGGCGCCCAACACGCCCAGCAAGCCGCAUCCGAAGCGGCCAACGCAGCUGCCGCCCAACAAUCCAUGGUCGUCGAAGCUAAACAGCGCGUGGCCCGCAUCUUGGGUCAACUCCACAAUGCUCUGGAAGGACUUCAGGAGACCGAACUUGCUGCUCUCAAGGCCGCCGAGGCUGCCCAACAGGCGCAGUCCAACGCGGCUUCAGCUGGAGCUGCUGUCGCAGCUGCCGGAUCUAAGGGAGGUCAUUCCGAAAUAUCUGGAGGCGGUUACCACUACUAACAUGUUUCAUCACCAGUUGUUCUAAAUUUUGUAUAUAGCCUGUUUUAUAUUUUUGUGAAUAAAGUUACAAUACUCACGUAAA